AUGCCAAAUCCACCACCACCAUCAUCAUCACCUCCACCCACUUCUCUUUCUCUUCUCAUCACAUUCUCUUUCCUCUUCCUCUUCCCAUGUUCCUUGGUCACUCCAUCCCUAGCCAAAUCGACCUCCUACAAUGUGCUAGACUUUGGAGCCAUACCCGAUGGCACAACCGAUGCAACCAAUGCCUUUCUUAGUGCGUGGGACAAAGCUUGUGCCUCACCCAAACCCUCAAGCAUUCACGUCCCACAAGGGGAGUUCUUGAUAGGAAGAGCCGUCACGUUCAGAGGGCCAUGCUCCAACAAUGCCAUCUCCAUAACCAUUCGCGCCACCUUGCUCGCUCCUUCUCAAUACACCUUCGUCGGAAACGCUCUGCAUUGGUUCACGUUCGAUCAAGUUAAAGGGGUUUCCAUUCAUGGCGGAGAGUUUGAUGCUCGAGGAUCUUUCUUGUGGAAUUGCAAGAACAAACCCUCCCUCAAUUGCCCCAUUGGAGCCGCGAUUCAGAAUUAUGAAUCAGAAGAAACACUUGGAUUGACAAACUCUGAGCACAUUGUGAUAACUGGGUUGACUUCUCUUAAUAGUCAACUGUUUCACAUACUCAUCAAUGGAUGCCACAACGUGAAAAUUCAUGGAGUGAAGCUGAUGGCUGAUGGAAACAGCCCUAACACCGACGGCAUCCACGUCCAGUUCUCCACCGACAUCACCAUCCUCAAACCCAGAAUUCGAACUGGAGAUGAUUGCAUCUCUGUUGGGCCUGGCUCUAAAAACUUGUGGAUUGAGGAUGUUGCAUGUGGACCAGGUCAUGGGAUAAGCAUUGGAAGCUUGGGAUGGGACUUGGACGAACCUGGUGUGAAAAAUGUGACAGUUAUAAAGACAACAUUCUCUAAAACUCAAAAUGGUUUUAGAAUAAAGUCGUGGGGAAGACCUACCAGUGGAUUUGUGGAGGAUGUUCAUUUUGAACAUGCAAUCAUGAGUUAUGUUCAAAAUCCCAUUCUAAUUGACCAAAAUUAUUGCCCUUAUCGCACUGGGUGCCCUAGUCAGGCCUCUGGGGUGAAGAUCAGUGAUGUUUCGUACAAAGACAUUCAUGGAACAUCUGCAACUCUUGUUGCUGUGAAAUUUGACUGCAGUGCUGAGGAGCCAUGUGAAAGAAUAACAAUGGAGGACGUGAAACUCUUUUACAAGAACCAACCUCCUCAAGCCAUGUGCAAUCACGCUGGUGGAACCACAAUCGGUGUAUCCUUCGUCGUCCCUCCCUCAUUCUCCACAAGAAAUUCGUCAUAA
Molecule: messenger RNA, 1275 nt
Organism: Sphenostylis stenocarpa
Lineage: Eukaryota; Viridiplantae; Streptophyta; Magnoliopsida; Fabales; Fabaceae
Source: the annotation of a GenBank genome assembly